CAUCACUGUUGGCUGUAGUUUGUUUUGGUCCCGGUGGCUCCCUGACUGUACGCGGUCUACUGUGGCUUCAAUGGGGGGAAGAAACUGCUGCGUUAAAAACUGCCGCCGUCGGUCUCACGACCACCACGGCAGGAAGCUCCCCAACGGCCUGACCUUCCACUGUUUCCCCGCCUGGAGGACCAACGAAGGCGGCCAGAUAUCGGAGCUGACGAGGCGGCGGAGGGCGGCUUGGGUGGCCGCCGUGGGCCGGAGUGACAUCACCUUCGACAGCAUCCCGUCCUCCAUGAGGGUCUGUUCUCGACACUUUUACUCCGGUAGACCAGCGUAUGAGAUGCUGGAGUCAGAUCCAGACUGGGCUCCGUCUCUAAACCUCGGUCAUAAUGACGGAAACUUGAGACGGGCCGAACGGGUCCCGCUGUCAGUGCAGACAAAGAAGAAGCAGAAACAGAAAAUGAUUUUAAAGAAGAGACCAGUAGUGGCUUUCACAGCUCCUCAGACACAAUCAGAAGAUGGGUUCCCACCACUACACCUGGAUCAACAUGAAGAAGACUCCGGACCGGCUAACUAUCUACUGCUGUCAAUGAAGUCAAAGAAGAAGCAGAUAAAAAAGAAAAAGACAGAAACAAGACCAACGGCGACAUCCACAACUCCUCAGACACAAUCAGAGGCAGCAGAAGAUUGGGUUCCAUUUUUACACCUGGAUUAUAGUGAAGGAAGCUCACUGUCAGUGAAGUCAAAGAAGAAGCGGAUAAAAAGAAAAAAUACGGCGAUGUCCACAACUUCUCAGAUACAAUCAGAGGCAGCAGAAGAUUGGGUUCCAUCUUUAUACCUGGAUCUAAAUGAAGGAAACUCGCUGUCGGUGAAGUCGAAGAAGAAGGAGAUAAAAAGAAAAAAGACGGAGACGAGACCAGCAGAGACGUUCAAAGUUCCUCAGACACAAUCAGAGGCAGCAGAAGAUUGGGUUCCAUCUUUACACCUGGAUUACAAUGAAGGAAACUUGCUGUCGGUGAAGUCAAAGAAGAAGCAGAUCAAAAGAAAAAAGACAGAGACGAGACCAGCAGAGGCGUUCAAAGUUCCUCAGACACAAUCAGAGGCAGCAGAAGAUUGGGUUUCAUCUUUACACCUGGAUUACAAUGAAGGAAACUUGCUGUCAAUGAAGUCAAAGGAGAAGCAGAUAAAGAAGAAAAAGACGGAGACAAGACCAACGGAGACGUCCACGACUCCUCAGACACAAUCAGAGGCAGCAGGAGAUUGGGCUCCAUCUUUACACCUGGAUUAUAAUGAAGAAAACUUGCUAUCGGUGAAGUCAAAGAAGAAGCAGAUCAAAAGAGAAAAGAUGGAGACGAGACCAGCAGAGACAUCCACAACUCCUCAGACACAAUCAGAGGCAGCAGAAGGUUUCAAGAAGCCGUCGGUUCCUCCCUGGAGAGAUGUAAAAUCUGUGCUGCAGUCGCUCAUUCAGAUCAACACCAACGUCAGUAAGAAGCCUGAAGACGAAACAGUCGACCGUCCAGCCGCAAACAACACAGAACUCAGCUUCAGGGACUUCUUCAGAAAUGCUCUGGAGGCGUCUCUGGAAGCCUCCAUCAGGUCCAGAGCUCAGUCCAAGGCGUCGUCCUCCAACUCUGAGCUCACGGUGGAGCUGAACCUUCAAGUUCCACCUCUGAAGGGAAAGUCAGACGCCUCCUCUUCAUCACUUCCUGUUUCCUCGUCCUCUUCUUCCUGUUUGAACUGUGUCCGGCUGCAGAGGAGGGUGGAGGAGCUGAAGGAGAAGUUGUCUCAGUUUGCAGGAGAACAAGAAGACAUGGAGGCUUCAGCUGCUUGGAUCAAACCAGAGCAGAACCCUGAGACGAUCCACGAGAUAGAAGUGGUGGUUCCUGAAUGGCCGGAGCUGCUCUCACCUGAUCAGGUGGUUCAACGUGACGACAGCAAGGCGAGUCCAUCGGGCCAAAAGCGUCGACCGCCUCUUCGCUUCAGGAAGGAGUGGCUCAGCAUGUUCUGGUUCCUCCGCUAUUCGCCGAGCCUCGACCACAUGUGGUGCCACGUCUGCCGCCUUCACGCCUCCUCCAUGUACCACAAACUGGCUCUGAUCAAAGGCUCCAGAGUGUUCAAGAUGGACAGCAUCAAGAAGCACAGCAACACCAACUACCACAAGGAGAACCUGGAGCAAUACGUGAAGAGCGGAAACAGAAUUUCAUACCAAAUCCUCCUUUAGUUUCAUCAGGUUUCUGCUCGACGUCACUUUAGGAAGCAGGUAGAAGCUGCUGAAACAACACGAUCUGGGCGGUAGAACUAGGGAUCGAUCGAUUAUUGUGGCUGAUAUUUGGCAAUUUUACGAUCAUCAGUAUUGGCAGUUAUUUUUAUGUUCUGUUUCAGGUCUGAAUAGUCUGUCUGUCGUCACUCUGUGAUCUCAGAAAUGUCUGUUAAGGAGAGAAAACUGCACAAGAAACACAAACCGGGAAAUUAGCUUCUUUCACAGUGGCUACGCUAAGGGCUAGCGGCCACAGAUUAACCUGAAACAGAGUCUGGUAAACAAUAAGUAAUAACAGUUAUCGACCAAUAUGUUGUUUCUUUUCUAGGGCUGAUAGUUGAUAAUCAAGAAAUGCCAAUAACCGAUAUUUGGAACUGAUACAGAUGUUUUAACAGCAUGUGACAGCAGAGAACAGUCGUGUUAUUUAUCAGUGAAUGAGGUAAAUUGCAUGCUUGUAGCUGAGAGCAGUUUGAAGUUUGUGAUUAAAAACAUAUUUUUGGCAGCAAAUGUAAUUUCAAGGCUUCAUUUUCUAACAAUAUCAAGCUUAUUUUUGAGUUAUCAAGAGCAAAUAUUCUCAUAAAAUGUACAAAUAUACACAAAAUUAAGCCUAAAAUGAUUCAUAGUGAUGAAAAUCUUGAUUAAUAGUAAAUUUUUAUGCAACCAAUGUGCUUUUUCUGACUGGAAAUUAUGUAAAUCAGUGACAAAAGUGGUACGAUGUAAGGAUCCCCAUACUCAUUCUGAUUAUUGAUGAUCAAGAAAGGCUGAUAACGGAUAUUUGGAGCCAAUAUACAUUAAAUGUAGUGUUUUGACAGCAUGUGAGAACAGAGAAUAUGACAUUCAUGACUAGGCAUCUUCAUUAAUAAGGGCAACUGUAACUGAAUAUAUAAAAUAGGAAUGGGAGGGAUUAAAUCAGGAUGCUGUCCUCUGUUUAUAUGAGAUUGAUCAGUUUGUCUCCUGCAGGUAUGUCUGCUGUUCUUCUGUUUUCUUAAUAUUUCACAGUUUUAUCACUUUUAUUGCCCAUUAAGGUCGAGAUCUUAAAGAAUUAUUAAUUAUUGUUUUCCAGACUCUGUUUCAGGUUAAUCUGUGGCUGCCUUCUGACUUAGCCGCUAGCCGUUAGCAUAGCCGUUAGCCACUGUGACAGAGAGAGGAAGCUGAUCAGACCUGAAGUAGAACAUUUCAUUUAUCAAUUAUUGGUCAAUAAAAAUACAGAUAAUUGAUAAAAUACCACAUAUUGGCAAAAAAAAUGGUCUCUACCUAAUUUGUAAUGUUGAAAAUGCAGGAAAACUGAACAAGUACCAAGCAAACCAGGAAAUUAGCUUCUCUCACAGUGGCUAACGGCUAUGCUAACGGCUUACGACCAAGUUAGAAGGCGGAGUAGUGCAUUAAUUGAUCAAUUAUGGGUCAAUAAAAAGACAGAUAAUUGAUAAAAUACCAAAUACUGGCAAAGAAAACGGUCUCUACCCAAUUAAUAAUGCUGAAAAUGCAGAAAAACUGAACAAGAAACAAGCAAACCAGGACGUUAGCUUCUCUCACAGUGGCUAACGGCUAUGCUAAUGACUAGCGGCUAAGUUAAAAGGCAGCCACAGAUUAACUCGAAGAGUCACUCCUAUUUCUAUUUUACCUAUUCAACUAUAGUCACCCAUAUUGAUGAAGAAGCCUAGUAAUGACUGACAGGUUCUCUGCUGUCACAUGCUGUUAAAACAUUAUAUUUAAUGCAUAUCGGCUUCAAUUACCAGUCAUCCUCUUUCUUAACCUCCAAUAAUUAGCCCAAUAAACCCACAAACCGGUCGAUCCCUAUGUAACACACUAGAUUCAAAGACUAAAACUGCCAAAAAGGGCUGCAGCUAAUCAUUAUUUUUAUUUUUGAUUGUUACAAACAACCUCACACCUUUAUACCUCAUAAACUUUGUGUUCAAACAUAGAAAUCCUGUUUUUUCCAGCUGUUAAAGAGCUGUAGCAUCACUGGAGGAUGUAGUUUUUGUAAAAAUUAAUCUGCAUUAAAUACAGAGUGAUUUCUAAAACAUAUUGAUUAUUUUAGGAGAAUUAAACCACUGUGGCUAAACAAACACUACUGUAAACUGAUAAUAUGUAUGAAAAUGUGUCUCAGUGUAUAUUUUCCUGUUUGUUUUUCUGUUUUCCGACAGUUUCUCGACCUUUUCAUGCCUUUUACUGUAUAUUUGAAAGUUCUGUCAUUAUCUACUGAAUGCUACUUUUUUAAAAAGACAUUAUUUUAAAUGUUUUAUAGUUUUGUAUUUUUUUUAUAUCAAUCAUAAAAAAUAUUAACAUCCAACAAACCUUUCAGGGUUUCACAGUCUGUUAUUUGAAUUUUGAGUUUUGUGUUACUCCUGAU
Amphiprion ocellaris (clown anemonefish) is the source of this 4601-nucleotide messenger RNA. RefSeq lists its product as uncharacterized. The transcript is spliced from 11 exons. Bases 71 to 2215 code for a protein of 714 amino acids. NCBI's taxonomy places the organism in Eukaryota, Metazoa, Chordata, Actinopteri, Pomacentridae. The record is from RefSeq and is a predicted model, not a curated record.